UCCCCCGUCCCUCCCUAGCUCUCUCACCCUGGUUCUCCUCCAGGCUCUCCCGUGCUUGGGGACCCGCCCCUUUCUCCUCUCACUCAGUGCACUUCUCCCUCCGGGGUGGCAUUAAGGAUGAUGGAGGGCUGCCUGGGAGAAGAGUCUGUCCAGAUGUGGGAGCUCAAUCGGAGGUUGGAGGCCUAUUUGUCCCGGGUCAAGUCUCUGGAGGAACAAAACGAGAGGCUUCGGCUGGAGAUUGGGAGCCUCCGGGAGUUACCUGGAGAGCCGUCCUGGAGAAGCCGGGCCGAGGACGAGCUGAAUGCUCUGCGGACUCUGCUGGACCAGCGCUGGAGCGAGAAGCACGCUGCCGAAGUGGCCAGGGACAACCUUCUGGAGGAGGUAGAAGGGGUGGCGAGCCGAUGCCAGCAGCAGCGCUUAGCCCGGGAGCGGGCUAAGGAGCAGAUGGCCGAGAGCCGCCGGGUGCUGGAGGCCGAGAAGUGGGCGGGGGUGUGUCUGGGGAACCAGGCGGCGGAGCUGGAGAAGGAGCUCGAGGCUUUAGUGGCUGCACAUGAGCAGGAGCGAGCGGGAAUGAGCGCCCAGGUGGCCCGCUCCACUUUGGGCCUGGAGACCUUUCGCAGGGCUCCAGAUAAUGCCCCUGCACCCGACGUGCAGGACCUCGCCCGCACGUUCGGGGAAGCCUGGAGGGGUGCGGUGGAAGGCUACCAGGCCCGUGUGGCCUGCAUGGAAGCCUCCCUGGGACAGGCCCGGGAGAGGCUGGGCCAGGCGAUGCAAGGGACCCGAGAGGGACAACGAGAGGUGCAGCGGCUGGACGUGGAGAGGGAAGCGCUCCAGAGCCGGCGAGAGAUGCUGGAGCAGAGGCUGGAAGGCCAGUGGCAGGAGCAACAGGAGGCAGGGGAGAAGUUCCAGUUGGCUGUGGAGGCCCUGGAGCAGGAGAAACAGGAUCUUCACAACCAGAUUGCUCAGGUCCUGGAAGAUCGACAACAGCUGAUGCACCUGAAAAUGUCUCUUAGCCUAGAAGUGGCCACAUAUAGAACCCUCCUGGAGGCUGAGAGUUCCCGGUUGCAUACAUCCAAUGUAGACUCAAAGGCCACUGUCAUCUUUCCUGACCCUAAAAUGGAGUUGUGUCUUCCCGUGACACCUGAGAUCCGACGUCCAGGGCCCCGGCCUCCUGUCCUGAGCCCCACAUUCCUUCCUGUAGUGGAUACACUUAGGACCCCAAUACCCACAUUUCUGAAGAGUCAAGGAUUCCUCCCAACCCAGACACCCACCUUGGCCAGCACCCCCAUCCCAUCCAUUUCCCAUGCUCACCACUCAGGCACUAGGAGGGAAGUCCAAGCCCAGGUGGCACCCUCCUACCUUCUCCAGGGACCAUCUUUUGAUGGACCCAAGCCAAAGGAUAGUGAGCACCUGGCUGCUCCAAAGAUCCCAUGGGCCAAAGCAAAGGUAGGCAUUGGAGUGGGGAGUAGCCCGGGGCCUGAAGAGCCAGGGGUUGAGGAACAACAGGUCCCCAGUUUUCCUUGUCCAGAUGAGCUAAUGGAACAAGCUGAGGAUGGAAAAAUUGUCUUAGCAACUGACUCUAGCAUUGACCCCAUGAAGGCCAAAGAUGGGGAAGAAGAAAAUGAGAAGCUCAGUGGCUUCAUUAGUCCCCAGCCCUCAGCUCCAGAGCCUAGUAAAUACCAAAAGAAGGAGGAAAAAGAAAUCCAGGGGGUGGCAGAGGAGGAAGAAGAAGCUAAAGAGACAAUAGCAAAGAAUUUGGAAGGAGAGGCAUGGCAAAAAGGAGGGGUCCUAGACAGGGAGGAGAUCCAGGAAACCCUGAGGCUGCCAGGUGAGAUCCAGAAAACACCUGAGAUUUCAGAUGAGAAGUUUCAGGAGACACUCAGGAUUCUGGGUGGAGAGAUGGAGAAGACCCUGAAUCUGCCAGGUGAAGAGAUCCAGGAGACCCAGAAACUUCCAAGUGAGGAAUUCCAGGAGACCCAGAAUCUUCCAGGUGAGGAGAUCCAGGAGAUCCAUGAUUUGCCAGGUGGGGAGAUCCAGAAGCUGUCUAGUGAGGAGAUCCAGAAGCUAUCCAGUGAGGAGAUCCAGAAGCUGUCCAGUGAGGAGAUCCAGAAGCUGUCCAGUGAGGAAUUCCAGGAGAUGCAGGUUCUUCUAAGUGAGGAGAUCCAGGGGAUGCAGGUUCUUCCAGAUGACAUCCAGGAGAAUCUUCCACAUGAUGGGAACCAAGAAAUACUGAGUUUUCCAGAGCAGGAGAACCAAGAGAUACUGAAGUCUUCAGAAAAGGAGAUCCAAAAGACACUGAGGUCUCUAGAAGAGGAGAAUGAAGAGUUAUUGAGCUUUCCAAAAGAAGGCAGCCUGGAGAGAGAGGAGAAUCAGGAGACACUAGGUUUUCCAGAAGGGAAGAAACAGGAAAAAGUGAGUUCUCUAGAAGAAGGAGUCCCAGAGAGGAAGGAGAAUCUAGAGACUCUAGGAUCUCCAGAAGACAACCAGGAGAUAUCGAGCUCUUCAGAAGAAGACCUGGAGAUGGAGGACAACCAGGAGACACUAGAACCUCCAGAAGAAGAAAAGCAGGAGAUAUUGAAGGCUCUGAAAGAGGAAAUCCAGGAGACACUGUGUUUUUCAGAAGGAAACCAGCAGAGGGGGGAGAUGAAAGAAAUAGUAGGUUGGCCAGAAAAGGGAAUGCAGGAGAUAUUAAGGUCUCUGGAAGAAGGUAACUUGGAGAUGGAAGAAAACCAAGAGAUUCCAGAAGAGGGAAAAGGAGACUUGGAGAGGAAGGAGAAGGAGGAAAUGUUGCAGUCUCUGGAAGUGGAAAAGCUAGAUCUCCCAAAACCAGAGGAUGUGGCUAGGGUGGACCAGGAGCACUCUAGUGGGGAAGAGGAAAAAAUCCUGUGUGAGGUGGGAAAGGAUCACGAGGAAAGUGCAAAGCAGAAACCAGGAGAACAAAGUGGCCUUGAAGGGAACUUGGAGGUUGUGGAGGAGACAAGACUGAAGUAUGGUGGCCCUGGUGAGUCCUGGCAUGCUGGAGAAGAGGAGAUGGGGAGCCAGGAGUCUGAAGAGCAGAGAUUCCCAACAAAGGAAAAAAUUGAGGAGGGGAUGACCGAAGGCCCCCAGGUGGAGUUCAGGGAGGUAGAGUCACUGGAACUUGGAGCAGUGAUGGAGCAGAUGUUAGAGGAGGAUGGAGCCUUCAGGGAAAAUGAUGGUGUAACUGCAGGGGAUGAUGGAUCCAGUGCAGGACUAAAGUCAUCAGAGGGAGAAGAGGUAAGAAGCCAAGAACAGCUGGGAAAGGAGGCAUCAGAAUCAGAGAAUUGGGAAGAGGGGCCAUCAGAGCCACACUACAGGGAAGUGAUUUUAGAGGUUUCAGGGGAGCAGAUCGAGAGACAGACUAAAAAGGAUGUGCAGGAAACAGAUGAACUGAACCAGCAGCCUAACAAUGUGCAUAUGGAGAAUGGAACUCAUCCCAAGUUGGAGGCCCCAGAGAUACUGAAGGAACUAGAGCAGGGGAAGUCUUUGGCAACGGGGGAGGACCCCAGACCCUCUUCAGACUCCCACUCUGCAGAAACCACAAUCGGCAUUACUGCUGACGACCAGGGUACUACCACUCAGUCUGGUCUCAUGGGCCAGGAAGGACCCCAAGAGGAAACAAAAGAAGAAGGUGCCUCUGAAAAUAGCCAGAGCCCCCAAGUUGAGGUUGACCCAGAGCAAAUGCUACAGACCUCCAGCUCACUUCCCAAAGACCCCCUGGUGUCCCCUUUUAGGGCUGAGGGCCACCAAGAAUUAUGGGAAAGCUGGAAAACAGAGGAGACAAGGGCCAGUGAGGAACCAGUCAGGGAAAUAGGGAAGGUUGAUGUUCAAGACAGCUCAGCAGUCUUCCAAGAGGACGUGGAGGAAAGUGAGGAGGAUGAUCUGAGUGAGACUCUUCCAGACUCCACACCCUUGGGCCUUUACUCUAGGGACCCAGACUCAUCUAGUUGGGGGAUGAUGGGAAAGGAUCAUCCCUCUCCUCAAGAGGAGCAUAAUGGUGAUGCCUGGAACCCCCCAACCAGGCAUGCGGAGGCCAGUAAUGCUCAGGUUAGUGAGGGAGAGGAGGAUGAGGAGGGGGCUUCCGACUCUGAAGUGUCUGAAGAGUUUGAGGACCUUGCUGCUGAUGCUUCCCUCUUACCUGGAGGUUCUGGAGAACUAGUGGAGACUGUGGGGCAUGGUUCAGAAUUGGUGCUAGAUCCCCCCACCUGGGAUCGGGAUGGAGAGUCUGAUGGAUUUGCAGAUGAAGAAGAAAGUGGGGAGGAGGAAGAGGACGGUGACAAUGAUGAUGACGAUGACGACGACAAUGAUGGGAGAGGUGAGGGGAUUAGGCAUUGGAAGCUGGGUCUCUCUUCGGGAAGUCCAGUGAGCUACCAUCAGGAAGAGGAACUCAAGGAGGAUGGGGACAGAAAUGCUGAUGCCUCCUCAGAUGUUGGAGAGACGGAGGGAGCAGAGAAUCCUUCUCCCACAGUUCUGGAGGUUGAGAAAGAGAUAGAGCCCUCAGGCAGACCAAAGUCCCUGGACAGCGACAUACAAUCCAACUCUGAAGAAGAGCAUUCUCACCAAACUGAAGACAGGGGAGACUCAGACCUGGAGGAGGAGCUGGAGGUACCCCUGCCACACAAUCAGAGGCUCUUAGGAGUGAGUGACCUGACCCCCUUGGAUAAGGAGGACCGAGCCUCAGAUGCUGACCUGAUUGAGAUACCCUGCAGAGUGGAUGAAAGUGUCGGGAAGUCUGGGUCUAGCCUCAAUGGUGGGGGUCCCAGUCUGGACCAUCCAGAUGACAUCAGGGGAGAAAUACUGAAUGGGUUGGGGAAGCUUGAGGAAGCAGGCCAGGGGAAGCUAUGGGCCCUGGAGAGAGAGGGAGGGGAAGGGAAGGCCGCUGGGGAGGAGCUCUCCUCCCAGACCCUAUGGAGUGGGGGUCCCCUCAUCCUGGAGCAGAGACCAUUCCUGAAGUUCACUCAGAGCAAGGAAGAGGAUGGAGAUUCCUGGUCCUCAGGGGAUGAGUAGAAAGGGGUCUCUCUUCUCUCUUCUAGCUCUGGGGAGGGGACAAGGGACAGAGGAAAUGGUAACCCCCCCCCAUUGCCCUCAAGCUUGGGAGUCUUAGUCUUGACACCACUCAUGACCUAACCAGUGUUUUGACCCCUAGGGUCAGGAGGUGGGUUGGAGAAAUAGGGUUUCCCCAGAAUGGAGGCUGUGGGGAAAAAAAAAAAGCAAUUCAGUUCCUUCCUCCCUCCCUUGGAAAAAUGGUAUAGGAGUACUUUCUUCCCUCUCCUCUUGGAGAUUUAGACCAGAUCUCCAUCACCACAGAGCUCUCUGGGGUUCUCACUGUGGUUAUCCCCUCACUCCCCAAAAGCUCUUUCUCAAAGAGCGGUGAUGAGGAGAGUUCUCUACUUUGGGUGCAGUGGAAGUAGAAGAGGCAUGGGGAGUGGGUGGGAAGUUAGGGGAUAGAGUGCUAACUUUUUGGAGCUAGUAGUGACAGUGGUUAUGGCUCUGCCUCUGCACAAU
Molecule: messenger RNA, 5523 nt
Organism: Dromiciops gliroides (monito del monte)
Lineage: Eukaryota; Metazoa; Chordata; Mammalia; Microbiotheria; Microbiotheriidae
Gene: NES
Product: nestin
Exons: 4
Coding region: 118-5025 (1635 amino acids)
Biological process (GO): positive regulation of intermediate filament depolymerization
Cellular component (GO): intermediate filament
Molecular function (GO): CCR5 chemokine receptor binding; intermediate filament binding
Source: RefSeq, a predicted model, not a curated record